GGCUGCUGCUGUCGGCUCGAGUGCCGGGAUUGCUAGCUACCAGUUGCGCCCGCAGCUGCUGCCGGCGGCGUCGGCAGUCGGGGCCCCUGGGGGAACCGGAGGCGGUGGCGCAGGCAACGGAGGCAUGGGUGGGGCUGGAGCUGACCCAUGGGUCACUGAGGCGUUGGGAGACCGACUGGAUGCGUUGUCCGCCGCGGCGGCUGCGGCUGCUGGCAGACGACCCACGGGUCUGGUGGUGGUUGCCAGCCUGCUUGAGAACAUCCCUAACAUGGCCGGACUGUGCAGGACCUGCGAGAGUCUAGGUUGCGAGGCGCUGGUGCUGCCCUCCCGAGCAGUGGUGGCCUCCGAGGCAUUCAAACGCCAGGCGGUCACCAGCGAGCGCUGGCUGCCGCUGCACGAGGUGGCCCCGCCCGACCUUCCUGCAUACCUGGCGGAGGCGCGCGCGCGGGGCUACUGGCUGGUGGGGGUGGAGCAGGCGGCGGGCAGUGUGGCGCUGCAGGCCUUCACCUUCCCGCAGCGCACGCUGCUGCUGCUGGGGAACGAGCAGAGCGGCGUGCCGCAGUCACUCAUCGGGGCGAUGGACGCGUGUGUGGAGAUCCCCAUGUUGGGCGUCACACGCUCCCUCAACGCGCACGUGAGCGGGGCGAUGGCGGUGUGGCAGUACGUGCAGCAGCAGCAGCAGCAGCGAUAACAGGGACACUGGCCAAGCAACAACAACAAUAACAGUGUCGAUACAUGGCGAUGCCUUCAACUACAAGGACGACAGCAGUGAGGUUAAGGAUUAACGGCACCGGCAGGAUCAGUCAGGCGGUGGUGGCGGCAGCAGCCGCAGC
Astrephomene gubernaculifera is the source of this 833-nucleotide messenger RNA. The record is from the annotation of a GenBank genome assembly. NCBI's taxonomy places the organism in Eukaryota, Viridiplantae, Chlorophyta, Chlorophyceae, Chlamydomonadales, Astrephomenaceae.